CACCCCAAAUUGUCUCCCGUUUUAGACAAAUUAUUUGAUACUUCAAUGCUAAGUUAAAUUUUAGUUGUCUCGUAGAAUUUCAAAUCCUCCUUUUCAUCUACCUUUGCUGAAGUUUCUUCUUAUUUCUUAUUUCUUCUUUCUACUUUCUCUCUAGCGGGAUUGCUGUCUGUCCUAUCAUAGCCAUUGGUGGCUUGUAUCUGGUUCAUGGAUAUUGAUCUCUUGUGGUUUCAAGGGGGGUGGUUUCUAUUUCAGAUUUGCAUGGCAAAAACUUCAUCAUUUUCUUCAGAAAUCUCCGCAAAAUUUACGAACCCUUUUCUUCUUUUUCUUGGGCUUGUUUUUAUCCUUCUUGUUCUUGUUAAUUCCUCUGAUCCUUCAAAAUCCUCCAUGGAUUCAUCACUUCCCUCUGAAAGACUUCUCUUGGACUCAGAUUCCGCGGCAAAAUCGACCAAUUUUCACCCAAGAAAGAGGGAAAAGCACUCACAUGGAUCUUCUCAUUCCAAGAGAGAAUUUGGGGCUGGUAAGCAUGAAGUUCCCAGUGGACCAAACCCUAUUUCCAACAAGUAGUAAGUCCGCUUAUUUUAAAGCAUGAAUUUUCACAGGGAAGAAGAAGAAAGGUUUGCUAGAGCUGCAGUAAUGGCAUUUAUUUUUGUAUUUUGUUCUUUUUGUCUCUCUCUAUCUCUCUCUAGUCAUUAAUUUUAUGAGUCGCCAUUAAUACACUACUUGUCCUCAGUGAGAAGUUUGUUAUCUUAUGUUGUCAUCUUCAUCAGUGUAUAUCCAGAGACAAAUCUUUAUUUAUAUAUUAUAUAUAUAUAUUUGUAUGUA
Messenger RNA from Olea europaea var. sylvestris, 822 nucleotides. RefSeq names its product CLAVATA3/ESR (CLE)-related protein TDIF-like. Lineage: Eukaryota; Viridiplantae; Streptophyta; Magnoliopsida; Lamiales; Oleaceae. Gene Ontology annotation, biological process: xylem development. Bases 205 to 564 code for a protein of 119 amino acids. The transcript has a single exon. The record is from RefSeq and is a predicted model, not a curated record. Gene Ontology annotation, molecular function: receptor serine/threonine kinase binding. Gene Ontology annotation, cellular component: apoplast.